AAAGAAAACGACCAAAACGAACCAAACGUCAAACACUAACAACAAUCAAAAAUGCCAAACACAUUUUGAACCAAAAAAUUAUACAAAUGUACUUUUUUAACUAAAGACACAAGAAAGAAGUGAAGAAACAUGUGACAUUGCUAUGAUGGGGAUGUAGAAGUGGAUACCAUGGUGCUCCCAGAUGACGUCAUCGCUCUCGUCCAUGACUUGUCCAGCGAUGGGCUCGCUGUCACACUCAUUGGCCCACCAGUUAAGAGGCCUAAAGGGUCCAACCAACCACAGUACCAAAGUUUAUCAAAAUCAGAGCAGCAGUUGGAAAGAUAUAAUGGAAUUAAUUCCGCAGAGCGAUCGAAAUCUACAGAGAAUUGUAAAGCCCGUUUCCCAUCGAGAUACGUAUAUAAUGAUGAAAAGCCAGAUGUAGCCAGUGAUAAUGAAAGCAAGAAAAAGAAAUACAGCUCUAUGUGUGGAGAAGUGUGGUUGAAUAGAGACAGCGAAGUGAUACAUAAGAAGCUGUCCAAGAAGCUUGAUGUCCGGUACAUAAAUCAAAUCAAGAAUUUCAAAGAGAAGAUCAAAUCUUCUUAUGUGCUUUCUUGCAAUCAGCAACAAUGUCCCAUAAUCCAGGAGAGGCUGACCCAACACCAGCUCAUGCACCACCUCAAUACAAAGAAGAUAGAGUUUGUCGUGCAGAGGAAGAACCGUGAUAAGGCCGUAAGUUCAAAUAAGAUCAACGUCUCUCCAACACUGUCCAGAAUGAGAUUACCAAAGUUCACGCUACCGUUCUCCCACGACGGUCGACUAGUCCAAACAGAAAUCACAAUGAGAGAUUUCAGUCCCAGCCGAUUCCCACGGAAACAGCCAAACAGAGUGGUCAAUUUUGACAGAGAUAUAUCUCUGAAGAGAUCUGAAACGAGAGAAGUCCUAUCUAAGAGGAAUUUCUAUAAAGAACAUCUGCAAAAUGAAAUACUUAACUGGCUACAUCAUGUACCAAUGUUUUACUCUCUCAACUUUACUAUCAAAGAUAUAAAACAUAACGUAGUUCACAAUUUAGCAGAAAAACUUAAUUCAUUAGUAAGUAUAGCUCAUGAACCAUCAUACGAAAUGAAAGUCAAGGUUGAAAUAGAGAACUGUUUGAAUAAACUGCCCAUGUGGCUGCAUGGAACAAAACGGGACCAAAUGCUAUUCAAAGAAGGAUUAAGAGAAAAACUUUGGAAUAAAAUUAAGGGAAUCAAUGAAAACUUCCUUGGAAUUAAGUACGAGAAGACAAUUGGCCCAAGGAAUGUUGUAGUAAACGACGACCCAAUGGCAGUUUUUGAGAGAGAAGCAAUGGAAUGGUCGCAGAAGCUUCAGCUAGACCCAGCAAAGGGAGUCACUAAACGUAAUGUGGUGGCCUUGAUAAUGAAAAGACUAACACCACUGCUGAAGAUACCACUUAACACGACAAGCUACAAGCUCAUCUUAAAAGGGGAAAUUAUUGACAUUUUGGAUGAUACGCCACUAGCUUUGACCAGUCAAAAAUUUAGGACUGUAUAUCUUAAUAGACUUGCCGAAGACCUCACAAAUCGUUUACUGGCCGUCCAGGUGAAUAAGAAGCAAUCAAAUAAUAAAACUGCUGGAACUAAUGUUUCGGUGUUCCAUCAAUGCGCUGGCCAGAUUAUGGGUAUACCUAUACCUAAAACACUUGGUAACUUGAAAGAACUUAUAACAGACAGAGUCGGAGAAUGCUUAGAGAAAAUUAAAGUUUGCCAUCGUAAUGACCUUCAAAGUGAAAUUUGUUCUUCUUUCUUAGAUUCCAAAGCUUGUUUACGUGCAGGUGAUGAAGUGAGCAUCAAAGAUGAGAUCUGCCAGUAUUUACGCGACACUGGUAGAAUUUCAGGUGAAAGAACACAAAUUGUUGCUAAUAUGAUAAUGGAAAAAGUAAAAGACGUAAUACAUCAUGAUACUAGACACUCGGCUGCAACCAGCUUUGAUUCGGUAAUACCUCAGUUAUCAAGUACAGUCACAAUUUACAGGUGGGGAUUUGGUAAAAAGAAAACCGACGCACCUGUAACAUCUACUCCGAUAAAAUCGGAUAAAAAAGAAAUAUCAAAAUUAAGCCCUGAAGAAACAUCUUACAUAGAUAAUGUAUCAAAAGUAAUAAGAUCAUGGAUGGACACGCUACCAAAACAAUAUAACGAAGAUGUUAAUUUCAAAGAAACUAUAAUACGCGAUCUGGCUGGCGAUCUCAUGGAUCAUUUCAAAGUAGAUCAGUUAGCACCAGAAGCGUUUCCAGAUAAGGACAAAUAUCAAAAAUAUGUUGUAUACAGAUGGUUGUACAAAUUCAACUUUUACGAUGACGAUAAAAUUGCUGAAGAAGCUAAGCCUCGUAUAGCUGAUUUCCUUAAAAGAUUAAAUGGUGUGCCAGUACCAAACUUAACUGCAUCUCAACAUGGUACUCGACAGGCGAUGGGACAUAUAAAACACAUGGAAGGUGAGAAAGGCUGGGAAGAAGACUAUGUACCAAAAGGUGUUGACGUCUUAGAAGACCAGAUAUCGGUCUGGCUGAACGAACAGCCAUCAGAAAUUUAUAGCAACAAAGAUAAAAACGUGAGAGAUAAAAUGGUUCAUGAAUUAGCUCUUAAUAUGCAAGAUCGUCUGCGAAAUAAAAGCCCAGAAUCUGAGAUAGACAAAGAUAUUAAUAGUUGGGUCAAAAAAAUGGUAAAAUACAAGGAAAGGGAGCACGUUGGCGUGCUAUCGCAGAAUUUAAAGGAAAGGAUCAUUGAUACACCUCAAGACCAAACUUUACAAGGUAGACAAGAGGAAAGGCAACGCUAUAUGGCUGCAAAGAUUGCUGAAAAGAGACAAAAGCAAGCUGGACCAUCAGACCGAGUCCAACAAGAUGUAAGUAACGUAGGCAACAUACAGGGUGAUCCCGACAGAACUAUAAGGGAAUUUAUUCCUCUUUUCAUACAACGUCAUUACAAUAUUGAUGAUCCUUUAAUCUUCAAUGCAUUCGCUCACUUACUGAAAACUGAAUUAAGACUACAAGACGUUAACACUAGAAAAGAAAUAUACGAAUACUUUGAACAAUCAAAGGUUCAUGAAAGGUUUAGACCUGAAAAAUAUAAAAGCAGUUUAGACUACUAUAAAAUUAUAUCUAACUGGUUAAACGACAUUCCUAUAGAAAAACAAUUCAAUACACCAGAUAACAAAACUAGAAUAGAAUUUAUAAACGAUCUCGCUAAGAAUAUUGAAGAAAUUGAAGAACAGAGAUAUCAGAAUCCAAAUGCAAUGGAAUACAAUUACCUGACAGCUUCAAUGAUACUGCAAACAAUGCAUACGUAUGGUUUACCGAUACUACCUGAACAUAAAGAUAAUACUCCCCUAAUGGUAGAACAAUUACUUCAAAGACUUGCUGAAAGACGUCCUAUUUCGCCUAGACAGACUCCUAGAAGUCAAGCAAGAUCGCCAGGUAACGAAUCUAACGAACUAAGUCAGUCAUUAAACGCAAGUGAUAUAAAAGAACAGAAUUUAAGCGAUUUCAUUGACGAUUAUAUUCGUAUAAAUGGGGCGGAAAUAGCUGAUGAUGAUAUUAAAUUUGAAAUUUGGACCAGUAAUCUGUACAAAGAAGUAAACAAAAUGAUUAAGGACGGAAUGAAUCCCUCGGCACCAAAUAAAGCUCUGCUCUAUGAAAAAUUUGCUGACGUCCCCAUACCAAGUGAUGAAGACGUUAAUCGCUGUAAUUACAAUACUAAAUACAGGGAAGACAUUAUUGACUGGAUGCAUAACCUUCCUAUUGUGUUACCAAACUUUGAUUUUCAAGAAAAGAGAUUCAAAAUGAUUGCUGAAUUGUCCGAGAAAAUGUGCGAGACAGAUUUGCUAAGACGAGCAUAUCCCAACGAUAAGAAAGGUGAUAAAAAAUUAGAAUCGUACAUCGGUGAUUGGGUAUCAAAAUUACCACUAGAUAAAAACAGACCAAUCGUGUUGCCAAUAGUUACACAACAACUCAUGAGUAGAAUGGAUAGAGUGAAUAACAUUUUAAAAGUAAAAUCUAGUGAUAAUGUAAUAAAUUCAUCUUCAAAUUCAUCAAAUUCUAACAGUAGCAUCAAAUCCAAAAAGGAUAAUAAACAAAAUGUUUCUAAGGGAGGCAGCAAAAGUUCAAUAUGCAGCUUAUUUAAGUCUAAGAAAACGCCAGCAGAAUCAAUAGUUGAAACCAUUGAAUCUUGGUGCAACAAGUUGCCUAUCAAAGAUAAAGAUAAAGGGGCAGUAAAGAAAAUGAAACAAGGCAUAGCUAGGAACUUAUACCAAAAGACUACCGAACUGAAUUUAGACCCAAAAGUCUUUAAUGAUGACUUACUAUACCGAGAAAUGCUGGGUGACGAAAUCGAUACGCAAUUAGAAAAUGUUCCACAGAAUCCUGAAUUACAGAAAAAUAGAGAAAAACUUAAAGAAAAUUUGAUAAACAGUAUUAUGGAAACUAAUAAAGUCAUCAAAGAAAAAUCAACAGGGGAAAAUUAUAGAAAUAAAUUAGAAACUACUUUAGACGCGUCGAUUCCUAACCCAGUGCAAAGUACGCAUAUGUUCGAUCCAGGAUUUGAGUUGUAUAAAAAUCACUUAGCUAGUAUGUUCAUUUUAGAAAACUUUGAUCACGCUAAUGAAGAUGUUAAGGCAAAAUAUGAAAACCAAAUCAAACAAGAAACUGACAAAUAUUUCGAAAGCGCACGAAACAGAAAUGCUCUGCCUCUGACAAAGGACCAAAUUUACAACGAACUCUAUAGUGCAUUAUUCAAAGUUCCUAUGCCUAAUGAAACAUCAGUCAUUGAUGAAGUAGAACAAGUUAAAACAAGAUGUGUAAUAGACGGCUGGUAUGAGAGCCUUCCCGUUCAACAUACCGAUAAUUUAACUGAACUACUAGAAAGAGACAGGAUACUUUCUACACUCGCCAAAAGAAUACAUGACAUAGAAAAGACAAAAAGUUGUAAAGUAGACGACCAUAUUCUUAAAGAAACAAGAAAAUGGCUCGAUAAACUUCCUCUGACCGCUGGCCAUGAAGGACAUGACGUAUAUGCGAAAAAAUUACUAAAACUCUUGAAAUCAACGUCAAAAGAUAGAAAAUACGUUCCUGCUGACAAAACAUGUAAAGGAAAGUGUAAUGGUGGAAAAGGAGUUAAGAAUAAGAAAGAAUCAAAGAAAGGGCCACAAUUGCAAUCAAAAGCAACCCACGCAAAACCUUGCAUACAAGCUACACCUAUGGCUCAUAAGAAACCAGGUGACAUUAUAGUAGAAAUAGUGGAUGAAUGGUGCAACCAACUGCCAUUAAAUUCAACAGAGGAACAAAAUAAAGUCAUUAGAGACAACAUAUCUACCAGAAUCAUCAUUCAAAUCAGCGAAUUAAAUAUGGACCCAGAGAUCUUCAAUGAUGAUGUGGUUUACACUGAAUUACUGGAUGAGGAACUUGAAGGUAUUUUGUCCAAUAUACCUGUAGAUCGUAAUUUUGAAAAUACUAAAAUCGAGAGAAAACAUCAACUUAUAACAAAGAUAAUUUCAAUAAAACCACUAAUCAAAGAAGAAAAAGCAAGACAUGAGUACAAACAAGAACUCAAUAGCACCGUAGCUAGCAUUUUAACAGAACCUCAAGAUACCACAGAAGGCAAACGAGCCCUUUUCAAUCAAUUGAAAGAAGAAAUCGUAGAAAAUUUUGUACAAUUCAAUUACAACAAACAUGAUGAGGAAGGGAGAAAACUUUAUAAGAAACAACUUAAUGAUGCAAUUCUUAAAUAUUGUGCCAACCUAAGAAAGAAUUGCCAAGAUGAAAAAGUGGACCCAUUAGUACGACGAAACCAGCUACUUUGUGAAUUAGAAAAAAUUCCAGUACCACAAACAGCUUUAAAAGAAGAAGUAGCUGAAAUCAAGAUGAGAAAAGAAGUGGAUCAAUUACUGCGUCAACAAUCAGUUCCCGAGGGAGAGCCAAGAAAUAAAAUGAAAAAACAUCUCGCUAAAAGGUUAUGUGACAUCGAAAAAUCAGGUUACACUCCAUCUAACGAAAAGAAAAUGAAAGUAGACAUUACUAGGUGCUUCAAAAAGCUAGACAAGGAUAUAAGUUCUAAGGAUGCAGACGACUUUAUUAAUAAACUUAAAAACAAUGAAUCGGAAAGAAAAGCGCCACCGCUUACCAGCAGUCAGGCUGGUGAAUUAAAUACCUCUACGAAACCUAGUGACACAUCAGGGUCAAUUUACGUAUCACGAGAUCAGGUGUUAACAAUAAAAAACAGAGAAGAUGCUAAAACUCCUCAGAAACACACAUCUUCUCAAAUACCUUCGCAGGUCGACAGUGGAGAACAAUGGGUGUCGUUGCCUGAAACAGUAAAUCGAAUGCCAAAUUCAUGUAGUCCAGCUUGCUCACACAACAGAACAGAAAACCGUAACAGAUAUCCGCCGGCAGCAAACCAAUUCGACCAAAGCGUAUCUCAACCAGUAGACUAUAAUGAUUUUGAGGGUGGGAAUUUCGUAAGUUCAUCAAAAGCUGCUCCUAAUAAUUACGCUAAGCCACCAUCAUGUUGCCAAAAUGAUACUAGAACUUCUCAGAAACAGAAUUCUCCUCAAAUACCUCCGCAGUACGACACAAGUCAAGGAGAACAGUGGAUUUCAUUGCCUGAAACAGUAAAUCGCAUGCCAGAUUCAAGUAAUCAACCUUCUUCAUAUUCUGGCACAGAAAAUCGUAGCAGAUAUCCGCCGGCAGCAAGCCAAUUCGAUCAAAGCGUAUCACAGCCAGUAGACUAUAAUGAUUUUGAGGGUGGGAAUUUCGUAAGUUCAUCAAAAGCUGCUCCUAAUAAUUACGCUAAAUCACCAUGUUGCCAAAAUGACACUAGAACUUCUCAGAAACAGAAUACUCCUCAAAUACCUCCGCAGUACGACACAAGCCAAGGAGAACAGUGGAUUUCAUUGCCUGAAACAGUAAAUCGAAUGCCAGAUUCAAGUAAUCAACCUUCUUCAUAUUCUGGCACAGAAAAUCGUAGUAGAUAUCCGCCGGCAGCAAACCAAUUCGAUCAAAGCGGAUCACAGCCAGUAGACUAUAAUGAUUUUGAGGGUGGAAAUUUCGUAAGUUCAUCAAAAGCUGCUCCUAAUAAUUACGCUAAGCCAUCAUCAUGUUGCCAAAAUGACACUAGAACUUCUCAGAAACAGAAUUCUCCUCAAAGACCUCCGCAGUACGACACAAGUCAAGGAGAACAGUGGAUUUCAUUGCCUGAAACUGUAAAUCGAAUGCCAAAUUCAAGUUACCAAACUCCGUCAUAUCCUGGACCAGAUAAUCGUAGCAGGUAUCCAGCACAACAAUUUGAUCAAAGUGUGGCAGAGCCAGGAAACUAUAGUGAUUUUGAGGGAGGGAAUUUCCUAAACUCAUCAAAAGCUCCGCCUAAUUACUACUCUCAGACACCAGGUCAAGUCCCAGCGCAAUUUGGCGUACCAAAUAAUCAGCCGGAUCAAAGAUCUAUGAACCAAUACUAUCAGUCUCCACAACAGCCACAGCAAGCUCCUAGAGAAUCAUCUCCAACAAGUUUUGGGCAGAUGGGCACACCCCGGCAAGUAGGUCAGAGUCCAGGAGGCGCACAUUCGCCACAAGAAGAUCCAACUCCGGAGUCUUUGUUCCAAACGCCAGUUUUUAGACCUGUGCCGUUCCAACGACAGUUGGUUGUUCCUCCUAGUCUCGAGCCAAGUCCAGUACAGGGACCACCGGGGUCCACUCCAGCACAAAACGAUCCUCAAUCACCUAUGCCCGGAUCAGCCAACCCUCGUUGCCUAUCCAUGCUCGCAGGUCGUAGAAUGCAGGGUUUCAAGGGUGAUGAAGAAGUAAUUUGCGUUUGUGAAAGAUGUACAGGGAAAAAUUGUAAGGGAAUUCCUCUUUGUGUGCUGGCGAUGCAGAAGUAUUUCGAAGAUUGUCUCGGAAUCCCCGUGUGCAUGCACUUCCCCGAAUGUUUUCGCCAAUGAAUUGUUAGUUCGUUAAGUAAAUGAUUUUGUUCAAACUGUCCAUACAAUAGUAGAAAUCGAUUGGUCUAAAAUAAUGCAGUGUGCAAGAAAUCUUAUCAAUUGAUCAUGAAAUAAAAUUAUUAAACUACAUUA
Spodoptera frugiperda (fall armyworm) is the source of this 8091-nucleotide messenger RNA. RefSeq lists its product as uncharacterized. The transcript has 4 exons. The record is from RefSeq and is a predicted model, not a curated record. Lineage: Eukaryota; Metazoa; Arthropoda; Insecta; Lepidoptera; Noctuidae. Bases 169 to 7959 code for a protein of 2596 amino acids.